Ictalurus furcatus (blue catfish) is the source of this 5879-nucleotide messenger RNA. It is a transcript of the gene rnf17, whose product is annotated as ring finger protein 17. Lineage: Eukaryota; Metazoa; Chordata; Actinopteri; Siluriformes; Ictaluridae. The transcript is spliced from 36 exons. The coding region runs from base 1 to 4833 and encodes 1610 amino acids. The record is from RefSeq and is a predicted model, not a curated record.
AUGGACGCUGCAGUGGCAUGUAACAAUUGUGGCUUGCCGUACACGCUUCAUAAGUUAACUUUCUGUUUUUUGGUGGUUUUAUUGCUGUUUACAGAGGGUGAGGUUGUGGGGAGGCUGCCCCAUGUGCUCUUCUGUGGCCACAUCUUCUGUGCGGAGUGUCUCUGCUCUCUGGAGUGUCCUCAGGACUCCAACUCUGUCCCCUCAGUCAGCUGUCCCGAGUGUAUGAUGAGAACUGAAAUCGGUGAGGAAGGGGUUAAUGGAUUGCAAGUGGACAGCAGGAUAAUUGGCCUUAUCUACACAGCCAAGAUGAACUCCAAGAAGAGAAAAAAUGCAAGGGUUCUCCAUGGGGGAGUCAGUCAGACAGGUUGCAGAUUGAGGAGUCCAGCAGCAAAGUCGUCUACCCUCAAGAAUCUUGCCGAAGAGGUACGUGUGAGAUGGUUUCAUAGGCCAAGUUAUCAGUCACACGUUCUCGGCCAGUUUACAGUCAGAAUUAGAUUUGUUUGUGGUGGAGGCAUCAACAGUGAUGGUGUUGUCUUUAAGGUGUACUUGUUUACAGGGGUUUAUGAUCCAGGUGUGGUGAAGAUUCUAAAUGAAGCCCUCUGUAAAGCAUCAGAAAACCUGAAUACCCUGGAUAGUCUACACAAGACUCUGGUUACAGGCAUUCAGUCUCAGCUGAAGAAAGAGAGGAAUCGAAUCAUAAAGGAAAUUGAUGACUCCAUUGAAAAGGCAAUGAUCAUACUACAAAGAAGACGUAGUGCACUGGUGUCUGAACUGAGCUGUCUAGAGAAGCUCUUCUCAGCUGGGAGGGAGGAGUGUCAGAAAAUGCAGGCGAGACGGCGAGAGCUGCGCACAGCCAUCCAGAAAGCACGAUAUGUUUGCCGGGUCCCGUUGCUGGAGACUUACUGCCAUCUGGACGAGAUUCUGGAGACUCUGCAGAGUCCUGUGGACACUGAAUCGUAUGAUAUGAGCUGCCUCACUCUGCGUUCAGGUCUUGGGUGCAUUCUCAAUGUGGAUCAUGUGAAAGACUGCCUGGAGAUCACAGAUGUUAUGGUUGUUUGUCACGUCAGUGUGUGUGAGGAGGUGACCAUCCCAGCUGCUACAGUGCAUCUCAAGCGGCCAGCGAGGAGUGGAGGUUCAGGGGAAAGGAGAGGAGGCAGAGACAGCCAUCGAGUACCCAUCUCUUCUCACUCAGCAUCCCCAAAACAAAUCUGUACUCCAAGCCCUAAUGUUGUUAUAGAGGAAAUCAUUGAGGAAACAAUUGCUCAUGAGGAGAGAGUUGUAAUGCGCCAGGAGCCCAAGCAUACAGUGAGACAAAGGGUACAGAGGAAGAAUCACAAGGCAUUGCUGGACAGGAUUGCUGUCUCUCAAAGUGGUGCAUUGCAGGAGUGGGUUGCAGUGACCCACAUAAUCAACCCAACACAUUUCUAUGUGCGCUAUGUGAUGGAGCGAAAGGCAGGAGGCUUGCUGACCAAAGAGAUUAACAGCAUCUGCUCUGGAAAACACAGCCUCUUCACUGUAAAUGACCAAAUCAAGACUGGGACACUGGUGUUUGUAAAAUGGAAGGACAUCUGGUAUAGAGCAGUGGUGUCUGAGCUGAUUCAGAAAGGCUGUCUGGAGUGUGUGACUCAGUGCUCUGCAAAUGAUGUUGCACGCCUGGAAGUGUUCUUCCUUGAUUACGGCUUCUCUAAGGAACUCGCCAUCUCAGGUGAUGAUCUCGUUGGGUUGAAUGAAUGUGUGCGGAGAGCUGAUUCUUCUGCCCAGACAGACCUGCAUCGGUGGCCACCUCAGGCCGUUAGGUGUUCCCUUAAAGACAUCGUUCCCUCUAACCUGGUAAACGGUUGGAGCAGGGAAUCAUCUGAAGAGAUGAAGCGUGUGAUUGGAUCAAGUGUGUUGGAGAUGCAGGUGCUCGGUGAAGAGCGAGACACUCUUCUGGUGGAUCUGAAGAAAGUCUCGAUGAACACUUCACUUUCCCUGAGAGAACACCUUGUGUUCAUGGAGCUUGCCAGGUUCUAUUCCCCCCAGGUGAGCCCUGCAGGCAGUAAGACACUGCUGUUUUACCCACCUGUGUAUCCCAAAUUGAACACGGAGCUGAAUGCUGUUGUCUCCCACGUAAACACGCCAUCAGACUUCUACAUACAGCUAGUGGACAAUAUGGAGUUCCUGCUACUAAACACAAAACUGCAGAACUGUUAUGGUUUUCCUGGAGCUGAAAGUGAUCUUCAGAUCUACUCACCUGUUCUGUCCCAGGCCUGUGUUGCCCUCUAUGACAACAAGGACUGGUGCAGGGCUCAAGUCACAGGUUUCCCCGGUGGACGGAUGGUGGAAGUCCAGUAUGUAGAUUUUGGCAACAGGGAAACUCUGUCUGUUAAAGACCUCAGACAGAUAAAGGAUGAGUUUUUUUCACUGCCAGCCAUGGCGCUGUGGUGUUCUCUGGAUAGUGUUUUGAGUGUUGGAGAAACUUGGAGUGAGGAGAGCAUCGACGUGUUCCGUAAACUGACAGAACAGAAAUUGGUCACUGUAGUUGCGAAAGAACUUGUGCCUGUUUCCAAGGCUAUGCCUGUAUGUCUGUUUGAAGUCAGCGAGCAUCCCACUGAGUGUCUGUCCAGCAUCGGAGAAAUCUUAGUCACAAAAGGGCUGGCCUCUCUAAGCAAACAAGUCUCACCUAAGAAACCUCUCCCACCUGAGAAUACAGUUUGGGAUCCCCCAUUGAUGGAAGAGGGCCCAUCUCCGAGUGAGCCAACGCUUCCUGCCGUUGACCCUUCACCACUUCUGUCCACAGUGACCCUGCCAACUUGCCUGAAAGAUUUGAAAGUGAGGGUUACCCAUGUGACCUCCCCUGGAAAUAUCUAUGUGCAGCUGCUACAGUAUGACACUCAGCUAAAGAGGAUCCAUGACUUGCUGAAAAAAGAGUAUUCCAAGUCUGAACCACAAGAGGUUGUCUGGAAAGCAGAGAUGUCUUGCGCUGCUAAUGUUAAUGGUAUUUGGGAGAGAGGAAAGGUGUGCAGUGUGUCUUCCAGCAAUGUUGCAGAGGUGCUGCGCUGUGACUUUGGUAAUAACGUAAAGAUCAACUUGAGUAACCUGAGACCUCUUCUGCCAGAGUUGGAUGGCUCCUUUCUGCUGGAGUGUUGCCUCAGUGACAUUAGGCCAGCUGGUGGUUGCUCCAGCUGGACGGCUACAGCGUGUGACUUUAUUUCCUACUACCUCACCGGUGCCAUGGCUAUAAUGACCAUUAAGGAACCUUCCUCUGUUAGACCAGUGCCCAUCUCUUUGUUCUGCUCCAACAGAGCAGGCCGGCACGUCAGCAUAUCAGAUUUCCUCAUCACUGAGGGUCUCGCUCUGAGAGAGAGGAGUGUCAAACCUGCACCCGAGUCAGGAUCUGACUUGUCUGAUGACUUGGGUCGUGCAUUAGGUGAGACUUUGAACCUGGAAGAGACUGCGUGUGAAGAGAGCUGCCAGAGUACUAAAUUGUCAGCUCCCUCUCUUACACCUCCCAAACCUGCCCCACGCAUCACUCCUCCUCCAGAAAGAGUGAGGACCCAGGCAUACCUACCCCCUGAGUUGCCUCCCUGCGGGGACACACUCGUGAGCGUCCCUGCUGUCUCUGACGACGGAAUCAUCCACAUUAUGACACUGCAGGCCGUGUGUGAAUUUGAGCGCUUGCAGCAGCAGCUGCAGCAGCACAUUAAGACUUUGCCCAGGCAGAAGCACUAUAACUGGAAGAAUGUAUUGGGAUGUGCCGUCAUGGGCUCUGACAUGCUGUGGUACCGUGGACAAGUCCAGGAGGUGAUUGGAGGCUAUGUGAAGGUGCGAUAUGUGGAUCAGGGGAUUGUGGAGAAUAUUCCAGUGUGCCAUGUGUAUCCAAUGGUGCUCUGUGAGAAUGUUCCUCAGCUUUGUGUGCCUUGCCAGAUAAAUGGGGUACUUCCGGUGGGGGGGACAUGGCAGUGGGACGCAGUGGCUCUUAUGAAGGAGUUGCUGAUUGGCCGUACGGUCAACGUUCAUGUUAUCGAGCUGCCAGAGGAUCCGCGAGGCUUGGUUACCAUGGAGAUAAUACUGGAUGGGAUGCCACUAAGCAAAAUCAUGAUGCACCACCAGCACGUCACGUUCAGCCCGUCUAUCGGCAGCCCCGAGGAUUAUGUGGUGAAACCUCCACUGCCUGAUUUGGAUGACUGGGACUUGAACUCUGAGGGCUUGGAGGAACCCCAGACCAUCUUGGGAGUGUACACGGACUUCAAACUUCCAGACAAAGGGAAGUCCUGCUGGGUCAGAAUUAAGCAUGUUUGCACCCCUAACGAGGUUUUUUUGAGUGUGUUGGAUACACCAGUUUGUGAACACAAACAGGAGUCUUUAGACGAAGCCCUGAGCCGAGUGAACAGUGACAUCGAUUCUUUGCCCAUGCUGACAGACUUCCCUAUUGAGGGUCCUUGUCUAGCUGAGUACAGUGAUGGUAAAUAUUACCGUGCUAAGCUUUUAGGCUUUUCUAAGCUCAACCCCAGCAUCCAGCUUCUUGUGAGACACGUAGACUUUGGCUCAGAUGACAUUUUGCCACUAUGCAAAUUACGUUGUCUUCCCGAGACACUGCUCCAUUUCCCGUGUGAGGCGGCCUGUGUUCGUCUGGCAGGGUUCAAGCCCCCGCAUCUGUGUCAAGAGCCAGAACGCAUUCCCUACAGGCCGGAGUGGAGCAUGAAGGCCAUGCUGGAGAUGAUCGACCUGCUGCAUGGAAAACUGCGCUGUGUGGUGACGGCUGUAGAGCCACAGCCAACUGUGCUGCUGUACAACGCCGAUGGAACUUUGGUCCAUACUCCUCUAGUGGAGAAAGGCCUAGCUGAUGAGUGAUGAAACGGAAUAAAGAGAGUGAGUGCACAGUUGGUGACAACAGUAAAUUGGAGUAAUGUUUCAAGAAUUUCAAUAUUUAAGUGUUGAUCAUUUGUCUGUUUUAUCUGCUGCACAGGUUGUACUGCUGAACAUCCACCUCCAGUUUUAUGUUCUUCCCUUUUUUUUUUUUUUUUUUUUUUUUUUUUUUUUUAAAACUGUUGAGUUUAUUUUGCUGUUGAUAUUUUAAGUUCAUACAGAGAAGCAAUGAAAAGCUUGUUUUUUUUUUUUCUUUUUUUUUUUUUUUUUAUAAAGUUUAAACAGUUUAGUUUAAUAUGGCCAGAUAAAGGAAACAUGCCUACAACUUAAUGGAUACACUGUACAGCUCUAUUUAAGUAGGUUGAGUUUGUUUAUCAUACUAAAUUCUUAGUAUGGAAAUAUCUACAAGAUUAAAUUUUAUUCAUAUUUACAUGUCAAUUAUUUACAUUUUCAACGCGUGUAGAUUAAUCUUGUUUGCAUCUGGAGAUAAGGGCGAGUGCUUAGAUUUGAAUAUUCACGGUACAGGGCUAAUUUGAAUUUAUUUGCAAUUAAUCAAUUGCAAGGACAUUAAAAUGAAAAUAAGUCCAAUAAGUUUAGUCAAUGUCAUUAACAAAGCAUUAACAAAUAAGUAUAUGUAAAACCCAUACCCUAUCCCUAAUAAUUUUGUUCAGUCUUCUUACCUUUUGUUUGAGGCAGUGGUCUCAAUUUACGUUAUUAAAGUACACCUUACUUAAAGAACCGCUAUAAUUGAGUCUUCGUCUUGUUGUGAACUCUACCUACUUAAUAUGAGCUUGGCCAACAUAUCCAGUAAAUCAUAGGCACUUUUUUCUUAAAAGGAGGCCCCAGUUUUAAGCAGAGAGGACAAAAAUAAGAAAGUGACCUCUGAAAGGACUGUUCGGUUAUAUUUUCUGACUUAAUGUUUUAUUUUAGACCUCAAUUGCGGUAUUGUUCUGUUUUGUUCAGCAAGUUAUGUUACUUUAUUGCAAUAUGGCUUUAUGCUUGUUACAGAACAAAUAAAUUCCUUGUGUUAA